GCACGCGCGGUAACGGCAGAAUGGUGGAGUUGGUACCUUUUGCGGUUCCCGUCGCGGGUGACAAAACCUUGCUGGUGUGGGAGCUGAGCUCUGGACCCACGGCCGAGGCCUUGCAACAUUCUGUGUUCACAGUCUUCUCCCAGUUUGGCCUUCUGUAUUCGGUCCGAGUCUUCCCAAACGCAGCAGUGGCCGGUCCUGGGUUCUAUGGCAUCAUCAAGUUUUAUUCAGCAAGGGAUGCCCACAGAGCCCAAAAGGCAUGUGACCAGAAGCAGCUUUUCCAGACAUCUCCAGUGAAGGUUCGUCUCGGCACCAGUAAUAAGGCGGUUCAACAUAAUACGCUUGCCCUAAACAGCUGCAGAUGCCAAGAAUUGGCAAAUUACUACUUUGGUUUCAAUGGGUGGUCAAAAAGGAUCAUCAAGCUUCAGGAUCUUUCUAACCUUGAAGAAAGGGAAAAGCCAGAUAUUGUGACACCACUUCAGAAGCAGAGCCUCAAGUUCUUCUGUGCUUUAGAGGUGGUGUUGCCCUCCCACGAGUGCAGGAGUCCCGGAGUUGGCAUGGCUGAGGAACCUUUGGAUAACUUGGAGGAAGGGUCAUUAUCAUUCCUUAUGAAAAGGAAGGUAACCCAGAAGCUUGCUAUUCAGAAGGCUAUGACAGAUGCAUUCCAGAAACGGCUGAUUGUGGUUUUAGAAAGUGGUAAAGUAGCUCUGGCAUAUAGACCCUGUGAAGAGGCCACAGAUGCUAGAACCAAAGAGGAGCUACAGGAUUUCAUUCAAGUAUGUGGAGAUAAAAACUCAAGGGGUACACAGCCAGUGUAGCCGUAAUUCAAAGCACCCAGCAGGAUUUGGAAGACUUUGGCAUGUCUACUCAGCUCUGUCAUCCUCAGGAAAAGGUGAAACUCUGAAACUGCUUUUGAGACAGGGAAUUUCUAGGACUUUUCCAAGUCCCGAGCCUUGUCUCUGGCCCCUUAUUUGAAGUUUGGAGAGCAGGAUUGAGGGCCAUCAGUGUACGUCUACAGUUGUGGACACAGGAGAAGACACAGGCCUUUUAGAACUCCCCUCAGAUAGAAUUGCAAGGAUAUGGGAACAAAGUAACUAUGGCCUUAAGUGUGAUUAUGCUACAGUGUUUAAAAACUAUUCAUGCCUUUCAAGUAAGGUAUAUUACCCAGAUUUCAGCAUCUCAUAUAUAUCCUGUGUUAAAUAUUUUGCCGAAGAACCUUACUGUAAACCAAUUAUAUGAAUGCCUCAAAUUAGUGAUUAAGUUGUCAACGUAAUUUCUAAAAGAAAACAUUAAUGUACUGCGUAUAGGAUUUUCAUUAAAAAGGAGCAACAAAUGUGUUUCAUGUCAUUGAGAGCUGAAUUUGGGGCUAGAUUUCUGAUGAUUUAACUCACCCCAAUGUUGCAAAGUUUGUUCUGAAGGGAAGAAAGUAGAGAAAGAAAAGGUGGUUAUGUUCUGAAAAAUGUAAAAAUUUUGAAAGUUUUUCCUGUACAAUAUAAUUAUUUUAAUUCAAUUUAAAUCAGUCAAGGAAACUUCAGACGUAUCCAUGUUUGGGCUUUAAGAAGUCUAGCUUCCUGUGAAAUGUGAGAGGAAAGGAUUCCGUAUUGAUUCUAAAGAUUUCGGAAACCUGAUUAUAACAACAGAUCCAUUCCUAAAUGAGGCCAAUCUUGGAAUCAGUUCCAUUUAG
Messenger RNA from Aethalodelphis obliquidens (Pacific white-sided dolphin), 1681 nucleotides. Its product is annotated as RAD52 motif-containing protein 1-like. The transcript is spliced from 6 exons. Gene Ontology annotation, cellular component: nucleolus. Lineage: Eukaryota; Metazoa; Chordata; Mammalia; Artiodactyla; Delphinidae. The record is from RefSeq and is a predicted model, not a curated record. Bases 21 to 815 code for a protein of 264 amino acids. Gene Ontology annotation, molecular function: RNA binding.